GACUCUUCCUUCACACACACCGACACCGUUUGUAAAUGCCUGCAGACACACAAAAGAUGAUGAUGACGGCCUCUCCAUGGGACCGCUGGUACUCCACGCGCUGCUGCCUGUGUUGCCAUGUCCGCACGGGAACCAUCAUCCUGGGGGUCUGGUACAUGCUCAUCAAUGCUGUGGUAUUACUCAUCCUGCUCACUGCGCUCAGCGAUCCUGAGCAGUACCACUUGACCAGUGCCGAGCUGGCUAAUGACCUGGAUGUCAUGGAUGAUGCCAACAUGUGCAUCGCCUCAGCGAUCUCUCUGCUGAUGAUACUUAUCUGUGGGAUGGCAACAUAUGGUGCCUACAAGUUACGUCCUGCCUGGAUCAUCCCUUUUUUCUGCUACCAAAUAUUUGACUUUGCCCUCAACACCUUGGUGGCUGUCAGCAUCGUAGUUUACCCAAACACCAUUCAGGAUUACCUGCAGCAACUGCCUGAGAACUUUCCCUACAAAGAGGAAGUCGCUGCUCUCAGUAACGUGUGCUUGGUCGCCAUCGUGCUGCUCUUCAUCGGCUGUAUUCUCAGCUUUAAGGUGCUGUUACCUCCUUAUGAUGACAGUGUCAGUGUCCCUCCCAAGCAGGCUCCUCCACCUUACACUACUGUUACAGCAUGAAAACAUUCCCGGGAUCCUGCUGACUGCUGUUGAUAAAAGAUCAGCAGAAUUGAUGCACCACACUGCCUCUCCAGUGUACAGUAUAUUUCUGGAUAUAUUGUAGCUACACACACAUUACCGUUCUCUUAAUGCAUUUAGACGCAUGUGUACAAAAACACCUUGGACAGAUAUACAGACACACACCACCGUGACCUCUUGUCCCUUCCUGUUAUUUACUUAUUCUUAUGUAUUUCUCUCCUGUAGCUCUCUGUGUAUCUCUGUCUCUUAGUAUUCAUCCAGAAAUGAUGUGCACUUUUAUGCAUUUGAAGCGAAACAAGACAAAAGCACUAGAAAGUUCGAUAGAUGAUAUAUAUUUUUAUUAAUUCUAUUUAUGCUCUCUGUAUCUGUAAUCGUAUUCUGUGGGUCCUACCUUUUCAAAACAUAUUUAACUUGUGCAGAAAUGCAAAAACCCCCAAACAAAAACAAACGUGUUUCCUGUUUGUCUCGUCUGAGCUCGUGAUCAGGGUUGGAUUGCCUUCAUUCAUAGCUUUCUCUCUCAUGAGGUGCACUUCAUGGAGCCACGUGUGAAGUGUCACCUUGACGGGAAGUUUCCCAAAGAAAUGCACCUGCCUGUGUUCUGACAUGAUCAAGGAGCAACCUAGUGUAUAUCAAACAUAUCAGCUUAUUCUACCACAGACAUAAUCACGGUCUCGUGUUCUAGAAAUCAGGAGUGUUGAUUUGUGCUGACUGAUAUUCAUAACUUUUUAAUGUAAUUGUGUCUUUCUACUGAUUGAUGAUAAAUGUCUUGGAUUGCUGUUUAUCUAGAAUCACUGAUCUGGAAUCAGUUUGCUAUUUGAAGUCACUAUAAGUUGGUUGCUGGACAGGGGACUCGGAACCCAAUAAAUAUGGACUCUGGUUGUGUUUUUUCAAUUAAGCCUAAUGGGAGCUUUCUUGUCUGUGUAAACAUUACACAAGUCUGUUCCACCAGAUGGAGUUACUGGCAAGCCACUCGUCCCUGGACACAAAAUGUCCUGCAAGGACUCAGAUGUCAAACCUGCUGUAUGGAAAACAAAGAUGUGACAUAUAUUUAUCUAUUAAAAUCCAA
This is a messenger RNA of Oreochromis aureus, 1731 nucleotides long. Its product is annotated as lysosomal-associated transmembrane protein 4B. Bases 36 to 647 code for a protein of 203 amino acids. The record is from RefSeq and is a predicted model, not a curated record. The transcript is spliced from 6 exons. Gene Ontology annotation, cellular component: lysosomal membrane. Lineage: Eukaryota; Metazoa; Chordata; Actinopteri; Cichliformes; Cichlidae.